Molecule: messenger RNA, 1629 nt
Organism: Macadamia integrifolia
Lineage: Eukaryota; Viridiplantae; Streptophyta; Magnoliopsida; Proteales; Proteaceae
Product: homeobox-leucine zipper protein HAT5-like
Exons: 4
Coding region: 556-1416 (286 amino acids)
Biological process (GO): positive regulation of DNA-templated transcription
Cellular component (GO): nucleus
Molecular function (GO): DNA-binding transcription factor activity, RNA polymerase II-specific; sequence-specific DNA binding
Source: RefSeq, a predicted model, not a curated record
AUAAGAACCUUAGUGAGUUGGCCGGCGAGUAUCUGUGACCGGUUUAGCAAACACCGGAAGGAGGAAAAAAAAAAAAAAAAAACUCCCCAAAAGCGCUUUCGAUCUCAGAAUCGAAAGCUUCUCUCCUUCUUCUUCAACCCUUCUUUGCUUCUCUCCGAUUGAACCUUAGCGAGACCCAUAUACAUAUAUACUGAUUUUUGUUUUUGUUUCUGGGUGGUGAGGGUGGUGAAAAUCGGCGGAGCUGGGGAAUAUUGUACGCGUGAUGGGAUUUUGUAUAUGUCCAUUGGAGACUCCGACGAGGUUGCUGUGGAGUAGUAGCUUCUUUCGCCACAAGAUUAUGAUCUUUUAAUACCAAACCAGCUAUAACAAAACCAAGAUUUCUACUGCUGAAAUCAAACAUCUUCUCUAGUGUGAUGUUUGAGUAGGGUGGUGGGUUGUAGAUCCGUUCUCUACUGCUCAUUUUCUGCUUUCCAUCGCCGGCGGACGACGAGAAACCUCGCGCCGACGAUCUGACGACACAGUGACGCACAGAGAGUAUCAGUAGAACUUCUCUGUAUGGAUUCCGGUCGUCUCUUCUUCCAUGCCUCCUGCCAUGGGAACACGUUGCUCCUUGGGAACCCAGAUUCCAACUUUCGAGCAGGACCGAGAUCACUGCUGAACAUGGAGGAAACCACGAAGAGGCGCCCCUUCUUCACCUCACCGGAAGAACUGAUGGAUGAAGAGUUUUACGACGAACAACAGCCGGAAAAGAAACGCCGCCUCAGCCCUGAGCAGGUUCUCCUCUUGGAGAAGAGCUUUGAAGCGGAGAACAAGCUAGAGCCUGAGAGGAAGACCCAGCUUGCCAAGAAGCUAGGCCUUCAGCCGAGGCAGGUUGCCGUGUGGUUCCAGAAUCGAAGGGCUCGUUGGAAGACUAAACAGCUUGAGAGAGAUUAUGAUGUCCUCAAGUCUUCUUACGAGUCCCUCCUCUCCAAUUACGAUUCCAUCCUUAAAGAGAAGGAGAAACUCAAAGCCGAGUUGGUGUCCUUGACUGAGAAACUACAGACCAAGGAAGCUAUAGGAACGGAAGUGGAAUCGGGUCAGAAUCCCGUCGAACCAGAUGGAGGUGGUUCGGGUGAGGAAGGAAUGGUUCAGAUAAGCGUGAAGGUGGAGGACCGGCUGAGCUCAGGUAGUGGAGGAAGUGCUGUGGUGGACGUCGAGGACGGUGGUCUACAACUUGUAGACAGCGGCGAUUCCUACUUUCCUGAUGACGAAUACAAUCAUAGCUGCAUAGCCGGCGGUGGGCCUGUUGAUGGGGUCAAAUUGGAGGAAGACGACGGUAGUGAUAAUGGUGGAACCUACUUCUCCGGUGUCUUUGCCACCGCUGACCACCAGCCCCAAGAGGCUGCCGACUCCUUGGGCUGGUGGGUGUGGUCUUAAGAAUAACUUAAUCCCUUCCUCUUCUGCUAUCUGUGUUCUCUCUGUGUAAAAAUAUCGUCUCCUGUAUAAAACAGGGGUAGGGGUUAAGCCGUUAAGGGGAAUAUGAAAAGUUCACCCUUUAUAAUAAGUAAGAACUCGAAGUUUAGGGAUGUGUUUUGCUAUGUUUUGAUCCUAGAUCUGCAAGUGAAGUAUAAUAAAUAGUUUUUGAAAAUA